GAGUUGGGAGAAGUUUCCUCGUUGUGUGAGUGUGUGCGUGUGUGUGUGUGUGUCCGUGUGUGUGUGUGUCUAACUAUAUAUAGAGUGCUGGUGAGCAGGACAGGAUACAAGUUGCCGGCUACACUCGCUACACUCGCUACACUACCUCACAGUCCACCCGCUGUAAUCUUGGUUGCUGGCCGUCCGCAAGAAGCUUUUGCCGCGCAGCGUGUCAGCGCCGACGGAGGAGCGAACCGUUCAAUAGGUUCGGUGCUGGCGGCUCGGAAACAAUUCUGCUGCUGAAACAGAACAGGUCGACAACUGCACACAGCCCAGCCUCAGCCUCUCGUCUCCGUGGUAGGAGUGCGGGGGUAAAUAAUGCCCAGUCGGUGCUGCGAGGGUGUGGAGCUGGGAGGAAGAGUCUUGGUAGCUGCUGUGGAGUUUAGUCUUUGUUGUGCCGGCUGCCAUCAGACGGAGGUAGGACCAUCGGGAGGGACUGAGUGACAGAGGACAGACCGUUGUGGGGAGAGCAUCGCAUGCCAGUACUGUUGUUGCCCGACUUACCACUCGCCACAACACCCCAACUGUACUGCAGGGACUGGAAGCAGUAGGAAAGGGAGACAAGAUAAGGUGAGAAGACAGCACAGCACAGGUGGAUAGCAGCCGUUUGUUGGGCGCCAGGUGUGAACAGUCUACUGGAAAUCUCACAACCUGUCUUACCUGACAUAAAGUCAUUUGGAGGCUGAGUGAAGGAGAUUUGUAGAUACAGAUAAGUCCUGUGGUGAAGUCUUCGUGAGCAUCUCAUCUUGCUCACCGUGACCUGUGAGUGAAUACUGUUGUGACGACAGUGAGGCUCUGGUGUGCACCUGUAGCACAGGAAACAAUCGUGUGACACCUUGAUGCGCCAUCUUGUUGCCCGUGGUGCUAGAGAUGCUGGGAGGUGUGUCAAGAGGCUAGUGUCUGUGUUUUUACUGUCUGCGCUGACCGCAACUUGAACUACAGCCGCCCCACGGCCCGAGUUGAAAGAUUUGAGGUCAGUGUCCUGUCCCUCGUCUCGCCUCGCCCAUGUCUGAGACCCCCAACUCCGUGGACAGCACAGAGAUCAUGGAGCUGAAUGUCGGAGGUGUCAUGUACACCACCAGCAAGGCCACCUUGGUGAAGCUGCAGGACUCGCUGCUUGCCGAGCUCUUCUCUGGCAAAGCAGACGACAAGCUGCCACGUGACUCUAAGGGCAAGUACUUCCUGGACAGGGACGGGGUUCUCUUCCGCUACAUCCUCGACUACCUGCGCAACCUCAAGCUCGUGCUGCCGGAGAACUUUCACGAGCGCGAGCGUUUGAAGCAGGAGGCGGAGUUCUUCAAGCUGACGGACAUGGUCAAGUCUCUGAACCUCAGCCCCAAACCCGUCCUGACCACCCUCCCUGCCCUCCCUACUAUGCCUGCUGUUCCCUCUCCGGCGGGCGUCCUCCGACAGGUGGGAGCCUCGUCCAUGCCUCCCAGCAUGGGUAAGCAGCCCGGGUACAUCAUCGGGUACCGAGGAACCUUCGCCUUUGGGCGGGACGGCCUGGCAGACGUGAAGUUCCGGAAGCUGAGUCGUAUCGUCGUGUGCGGGAAGGUGUCGCUGUGUCGCGAGGUCUUUAAGGACACCCUCAACGAGAGCCGCGACCCCGACCGCGGGGACGACGACAGGUACACCGCCCGCUUCUUCCUCAAGCACACCUUCCUGGAGCAGGCCUUCGACAUGCUGCAGGAGGAGGACUUCUUCUUGGUGGGCAGCUGCGGCAGCGGCACCAACAGCGCCGGGGAGGUGAAGCCAGGGCUGGACACGGAGGAGGCCAAGUGGCAGCACUAUAACGAGUUUGUUUUCGAAAGACGCUGAGUGGACAUUGCAUUCGCUCUCUUUCGUGUAAGAUUAGAAAGUCAUUUUUGUCAUUGUUCAGAUUAGUAACGACUGAAUGAAUACACCUUCACGCGAUUUUAAUCAUUAAGUAGAGCAGACGACAGCCAGUCCGGGAGGAAGGCAGGUUGCGAGAAGAGUGGAGUGUCGGUCGUGGAGCCUUGGCCACCUUUGUGGCAGGUGAAUGGAGUGGCUGUUACAUUAAUGUCCUGGCGGUAGACAGACUGUUGAGCGCACGUGCACAUUGUGACUAAUGCUGAGCUGCAGGGGUUCGAACCACGUAGACCAUCCGGUGCAGUGCGAGCGAACGUGGAGGGGACGAUACAGUUGGUGACCGUGUCUUUGCCUUACAAGGAUCCAACAGGUUUCUGCACCCAGCAACCGCCAGCUGCCGACUGAAGGCGGAAAUGUACUUCCGGUUUGUGUACAGACGACGGUUUUUGUCCGUUGGCGAGAACAAAGGAUGCAUCUUAUCAUUUUUCUGCUGCUGGAUCCCCCCAACCUCCCGCCGAGCGUGUGAAGGACGAAAAAAGAAAACAGAACAAGGAAGAACUGAAGUAUUGAGACGGCGACAUCAAGGACGGAAGUGACGAAAUGACAUUCUUGAGGACGGAAGUGUGACUGCGAGCUGACAUCUGUAUCACCGGCUUUGUUUUUGUGUAAAUGCGAUUUUCUGAAAGUUAGUCUCGCACAGGAAACGUCUAGAAACGUGUUUAGUGACGUCAGCCUCGUCUGGUUGGACAAACUGGUUGACAUGCGCGAGCUCAGUGAGAAAUGCUGCUUGUUGUGUAGACAAGUGUAUUUACUGACAACAGCAGCACACGUGUUGACAGUUGCGACAUCAGUCACGUGGACGGGGGACGCCUGCGCCUCUGCUGACGUAAGCAUGAUUGUUAUGUGACGUAUUCUGUCAUGCAGUGUACACGCCGACACACACACUGUCUGUCUGCAUAGAGAGAGCACAGCAGUCUUAUCGUGAAUGUUUGUUUACAAUUGUCUUGACAACAACAACAAAAGCACGUAGCUAGAGGCCGCCUGUGGGCUGUCACGUGAUGCGCCGUAGUGUGGAGCUGAUGCUCCGCGUCAUCACGUGACGCGCCAAGAACGUAGUGGCAAGAAUGAGAAUACAUUUCAACUGAAAUGCCUUUUACAUGCCCCCUAGAAGACACUAUAAGUCCUUGCAAUAUUCUCUUCACAAACCCCAGGGUAGGUCCUAGCUACCCGGCUGCAGAGAGACAACAAAGCGUCCACCCGACUACAGUCUUUCCACUUCUAGUCACGUAGCUGUUACACAAACUUUCAAAUUCCUUGAAGUAAACAGUUGUAAGCCGCACACACCCACACCUCCAGCUCACAGACAGACAGUUAAGAUGUUUAAGAAGUUACUAACAUGAUCUUCAGAGUUUGGUGGUUAGAGGUAAUUGCAAUUACUGUAAUUAUAGGCAGAACAAACAUG
Pomacea canaliculata is the source of this 3331-nucleotide messenger RNA. Its product is annotated as BTB/POZ domain-containing protein KCTD12-like. NCBI's taxonomy places the organism in Eukaryota, Metazoa, Mollusca, Gastropoda, Architaenioglossa, Ampullariidae. Gene Ontology annotation, molecular function: protein binding. Gene Ontology annotation, biological process: protein homooligomerization. The record is from RefSeq and is a predicted model, not a curated record.